AUGGCCGACGACAGCGGCAUGGACUGGGAGCCCGGCGUCGGCGUGCGCUCGCCGUCGCAAGUGCUCAUGUACCUCGAGGAGCAGUUAAGCGGGUACUCCACGCCGACCGGCGGCGUCACUGGCUCUGGUGUUGCUGCCAGCGCCGAGCACGCCCCCUCCCCCGCCGUCACGCCGGCACACAACGCCGACACCACGGCAACCCACUACCUCGUUAUCGACACCAACGUCUUCCUGUCCCGCUUCGACGAGGUGCGCGCGCUGCAUGACCGCCUGGCGGCGAUGAGUGUCUCGGCGUGGAUAUUGCUGCCUGGGCGCGUGGUUGCUGAACUCGACGGCCUCAAGUCGUCAAUCAAGCCCAACCCCUCCCCUGCACGCCCCGACGAGUCGCUGGGCGAAACUGCGCGCCGCGCUACCAACUGGCUCUUGAGCAUCGCGCGGGGUCAGCUCCGAGGCGGACGAGGGCGCGUGCGCGGGCAGAAGCGCACAGAGCAGCAGGCGGCCGCGAGCAAGUUUGCGCUCGCGUCGCAAGGUGCACGCGAAGGCGACGACGACAUCCUCUUCUGCUGCCUUUACUUCGCGGACCUUGGCACGCCCGUGUCUCUGUGGACCGACGACCGGAUCCUCUCGCUCCGCGCAGAGACGGAACACGUUUCUACAUUCCCCGCAAACGAACCGCUCCCGGCCAUUGCGCGCAGCCUCGGGGUCGAGUGGAAUGGCGACGAGUGCAUGGAGAUCGACACCGAGCCAAUAACAGACGCCGAGAUUAACGAGUAUCCAAUCUUCGACAGGACAGACCUUGCAAUGCCACCGCCCAACGCUCCGCGCGAGGGCAUCAAGCCCGGCGAGUGGGCGCGAGAGGUCGCCGCGGCGCGUGGCAACCAGGGCCCAGCGCCGAGAUCGGCCUUCGCGUCGGCUAUGAGCGCCGUCGCGCGCCAGCCGCCCCCAGGCCCAGUGACGACGGCCGUGCUCGCGACGCCGCAAGCGCUCACGGGGCAUCUGGUCGAGCAGCUCAACGCGCUCGACUCGUCGCUGCCGCCCGGACACGAGCUCCAGCGCCCGCUUGCCCGCUCGAUCGCAUCAGCCCGCACGCUCAACGCGUUCUUUGGCCCGCCGCCCGCGCGCGGAGAACGCCGCGUACGUGCUGGCGAGACGGCGGACGCGUUCAUCGUGCUCGCGCAGCAGCUCGCCGUGAUCGGCGUACCCGGCAUCGAUGUGGCGCAGUGGCGUGCCGUCGCUGACGGCGUCCGAGUCCUGUAG
Messenger RNA from Vanrija pseudolonga, 1257 nucleotides. It is a transcript of the gene swt1, whose product is annotated as Transcriptional protein swt1. The transcript has 4 exons. The record is from RefSeq and is a predicted model, not a curated record. Bases 1 to 1257 code for a protein of 418 amino acids. Gene Ontology annotation, cellular component: nucleus. Lineage: Eukaryota; Fungi; Basidiomycota; Tremellomycetes; Trichosporonales; Trichosporonaceae.